Prorocentrum cordatum is the source of this 780-nucleotide messenger RNA. The record is from the annotation of a GenBank genome assembly. Lineage: Eukaryota; Dinophyceae; Prorocentrales; Prorocentraceae.
CCGCUGGGGCCUCGCCGGGGCGGGGGUCGCCGUGCGGGGGCGUGCGCCGGUGGUCCGCGCGCGGAGCAUGGUGGGAGUUGCUACUGCUUGCCGCAAGCGCCGUGCACCCCGUGGACAUGGAGCUGCUCCGCGAGCGCAUGGGACGGCGUCUGAGGCAAAACCUGACCGACCCCACGUUGCGGUCGGCGUUUGCUGAGGGCGGGGCUCCUGCCUCGCGCGCCACGGCAGCGGCAUCGAAGCUGGGCGCCGCUGCGGGCGCUGCCAGCACCAGCGGGGGUCGGCUGGCCGAAGGUCGUGGCGGCGGCGGCGGCGCCAGCGCAGCCCCUGGCGCAGCCCCCGGCGCAGCCCCGAGCGCGGCCAGGGCGGCGCUCCGGGAGGUAGCUGCGGCGGAAGCCCUGGCCGCGGGGUCGGCGGGGCCUCGGAGCUCUCCGGCGCUGCAGCAGAGGCGGCACGCGAGCCACGCGGCGCCGAUGGAGACGCCCAGGCGCGCGCUGAGCGGCGUGCUCGGCGGGCUCGGCGAGGGGUCGCCUCUGAUGUCCGCGUCGUGCAGCGCCAGGAGGAGCCCCAGGAGCGACCUGGACAAGCCGGGCGAGUUCUACACCCACAAGUGGCCCCAGCAGGCCGACACGCCAGGCAGGACCAGCGCGCGCGCGCGGCCUAUGAAGGUCGCCACCAUCAACCAGGAGCCGAUUUCCCUCCGCGGCGGCGGCCGCCUCCGGCGCACGGGCGAGGACGAGGACGACGAGGAUCCGAUGAGGAGGAGCCGGAGGUGCCGCCGCU